Molecule: messenger RNA, 534 nt
Organism: Striga asiatica
Lineage: Eukaryota; Viridiplantae; Streptophyta; Magnoliopsida; Lamiales; Orobanchaceae
Source: the annotation of a GenBank genome assembly
AUGGGCCAACCACCGGAACCACCCGCCGCCGCCGUCGGACCACCAUCCGCAUCCGGAACACCAGCACGCCUCUCGCCGCCACCGCCCGAAAUCUUAGAAGUCCACCGCCACCGUCAAACGAACCCGCCGGAAUCACAAACUAUCACAACCAACAGCUCCACCCAAUCCGCCACCUACCCCGGCAAUCCCUCCGCCCAAUGCACCGCCUCCGUCGCAAUUUCUUCCUCCGUCGUCACUGAACCCGCCCAUAGCACCACCCUCCGCCGUCGCACGCCCUCUCUACAGCCGUCCGUUUCUUCUUCUCUUCCGUCGCCCUCAUCAAUUGGUGAAGACAUUGCAUCAGUCGAUUUAUCAGAUGCAAUUUCAGAGGCCUCUCUCGUCCACCUCACGCCGCAAGAUAAGGGACUCCACAGCCGGGGAUCUUCGAAUAGUAAUUUCCGCCCAUUCAGCGCCUAUUCCGGGUCGGGUAGCAGGCCUUUCAGCCGUCUGUGGGUCUUUCCAGUAUGUUGUCACCUGCCGAGAAGGGCCGGCUAG